Messenger RNA from Malus domestica (apple), 2111 nucleotides. RefSeq names its product beta-hexosaminidase 1-like. Gene Ontology annotation, molecular function: beta-N-acetylhexosaminidase activity. The record is from RefSeq and is a predicted model, not a curated record. Gene Ontology annotation, biological process: carbohydrate metabolic process; glycosaminoglycan metabolic process. Lineage: Eukaryota; Viridiplantae; Streptophyta; Magnoliopsida; Rosales; Rosaceae. Gene Ontology annotation, cellular component: membrane.
CUAACGGCGGCAAUAAUUGCAGAAAUUCCGUCAUAAAUACAGCGUCACGGAGACAAACAUUCAAUCAUAAAACACUGUAUCAUCGUAAAUAUCAUCACCAACUUUGUUUUCUCCUCACAACAUCGUAAGACGCUCCACAUGACCUACUCCACUCUUCCGUUACCAAAAACAUCGUAGUUCUCGUCGAACACUCAAAAACCUCAAAUCCAAAACCUCUGAAAAUCCCCGAAAACCAUGUCCUCCUUGUUCCUUAUCCUGUUCUUACUCUCCCACUCCCUCUGUGUUUUUGUUACUUCAGCCGGCAAAGUUGACGACUCUCGGACGUUAUUAUGGCCGCUGCCGGCCAAGUUCACCUUCGGGAACAAGACCCUAUCCGUCGACCCGGCGCUGUCGCUGGUUGUUGGCGGGAGUGGCGGCGGCUCCGGCAUUCUGAAGCUGGGUUUUGAUCGGUACAGAGAGAUUAUAUUCGAGAACAGUCAUGAGGUUUUAGCUUUGAAUACACUGAGGGGAAAGAGACAGAGUUUUGAUAUUAAUAAGCUGAGAAUUGUGGUUCAAUCGAGCAACGAAGAUCUGCAACUUGGUGUGGAUGAGAGCUAUACUUUGUUUGUGGCGAAGAAAGAUGGGACAUCGGUUGUUGGGGAGGCGACGAUCGAGGCGAACACUGUGUAUGGAGCUCUGCGGGCUUUGGAGACAUUCAGCCAGUUGUGUACUUUUGAUUACGGGAGUAAAUCUGUACAAGUAUAUAAGGCACCCUGGUACAUAAAGGACAGUCCAAGGUUUCAAUACCGAGGGCUUUUGAUUGAUACAUCAAGGCACUAUUUACCAAUUGAAGUGAUUAAGCAAAUAAUUCAGUCGAUGUCGUAUGCUAAACUUAAUGUUCUUCAUUGGCACGUCAUAGAUAGAGAGGCUUUUCCUCUAGAAGUACCUUCAUAUCCAAAGUUGUGGAACGGAGCAUACACAAAAUGGGAGCGCUACACGGUUGAGGAUGCAAUUGAAAUCGUCAACUUUGCCAAAACAAGAGGCGUCAAUGUUAUGGCAGAAGUAGAUGUCCCUGGUCAUGCAGCGUCUUGGGGCACCGGGUAUCCUGAUCUUUGGCCUUCCCCUUCCUGCAAAGAGCCACUUGAUGUUUCGAAGGAAUUAAGUUUAGAUGUGAUUUCUGGAAUUCUGACAGAUAUGAGAAAGAUUUUUCCCUUCGAGCUGUUCCACUUGGGCGGUGAUGAAGUUGAUACAACUUGUUGGAGCACCACUCGACAUGUGAAGCAAUGGCUUAAAGAGCGGAACAUGACUACUAAAGAUGCAUAUCAGUAUUUCGUUGUCAAGGCCCAAGAAGUAGCAGUUUCAAAAAAUUGGUCCCCAGUAAACUGGGAAGAAACCUUCGAUACCUUCCCAACGAAGCUCAAUCCCAAGACCGUAGUGCAUAACUGGUUGGGCUCAGGAGUUUGUCCGAAGGCUGUUGCCAAAGGUUUCAGAUGUAUUUUUAGCAAUCAGGGUGUUUGGUAUCUUGACCAUCUAGAUGUCCCUUGGAAUGUUACUUACAAUGCUGAACCACUUGAAGGAAUUACGGAUAUUUCUCAGCAGAAGCUUGUCAUUGGAGGAGAAGUAUGCAUGUGGGGUGAGAAAGCCGAUACAUCAGAUGUUCAGCAAACAAUUUGGCCUCGAGCAGCAGCUGCUGCAGAACGCUUGUGGAGCAGGAGGGAGGCAACAUCUGGUGGAAAGAAUAUCGCAACAGCACUGCCUCGGCUACAAUACUUUAGAUGUCUCUUAAAUAGACGUGGAGUUCAAGCCGCUCCGGUGACGAACUUCUAUGCUCGAAGUCCUCCAACUUGGUCUGGAUCAUGCUACGAUCAAUAACACUUCCAACUGUUAUAUUAAGUGAUUUCAUGCGUCGUAAGAUUCCCUUCCACUCUUCUACAAACAAACGAACCGUUACAGAAUUCAGUGUUUCUCUUGUUUGAACAUGCAUUGCCUAUUUAUGGUAGCUAUUGCUGUCAGUUUGAUGAGCCAGAUUUGAACGACUCGUUGUAUUUGGCAACAUUUGAUGUUGUUGAUUUGUUGUAAAUGUAGUUACUAUUCUUAUUGAAAUCAAAUCGAUAUGAUUCGCGUUAGCAUCC